This is a messenger RNA of Ipomoea triloba (trilobed morning glory), 609 nucleotides long. RefSeq lists its product as uncharacterized. The record is from RefSeq and is a predicted model, not a curated record. Lineage: Eukaryota; Viridiplantae; Streptophyta; Magnoliopsida; Solanales; Convolvulaceae. The coding region runs from base 1 to 609 and encodes 202 amino acids. The transcript is spliced from 2 exons.
AUGGCUGCUAUCGCAAAACAUGAAUUCACCGAGCUUGCCUUGGAUGGAAGUAAUUAUUUGACAUGGGCGCUUGAUGUUGAGAUUUAUCUCACAUCAACAGAACUACAACACACCAUCAUUGAAAAUUCCCCAAGCAAUGACGCUCAGAAAGCCAAGGCCCUAAUUUCCCCCUGCCACCACCUCAACCAUGAUCUCAAGAAUGAGUACCUCACUGAAAAAGACCCAAAUACCCUUUGGAAAUCCCUCAAAGACCGUUUUGACCCGCAAACAUCACUGCAGCAGUACAGGGCUAAGAAUUAUUCUAAGCAUUCAGAGUUGAUAUCGGCAUUACUGGUCGCUGAAAAGCACAACCAAUUGUUGAUGCGUAACCACAAAGCACGCCCAGCUGGCGCUGCACCUAUACCUGAAAUACACAAUGUUGCCCAAUCGAGCAACAAUUGGAGGAGGCGAGGUCGAGGGCGAGGAAGAGAUCGUGGUAGAGGCUCAAAGCGAGGUGGCAGUAGCGGAGCUAAUAACGAUGAUUCCCGAACCCAGAAUAAGCAGCCCAAAAAUCAAGAUCACCGAGGACAGCAAAAUACAUGCAAUAAGUGUGGGUGCAAAGGACACUAG